Biomphalaria glabrata is the source of this 1512-nucleotide messenger RNA. RefSeq lists its product as uncharacterized. NCBI's taxonomy places the organism in Eukaryota, Metazoa, Mollusca, Gastropoda, Planorbidae. The transcript has 6 exons. The record is from RefSeq and is a predicted model, not a curated record. The coding region runs from base 79 to 1263 and encodes 394 amino acids.
AUUUUGAUUAUAUAAGGUACCUCUUAAUACAGAAUAGUAGAAUAGUUAACCGUAGAACAAAUUUAGAACUCGUCAAAGAUGUCCUGCAAGAAAAAAACUCAAACUGAUAGAAAAGUAUCGAAGAAACAUAUUACAGAAAAAAAUAGUACAGACCUUUGUUUUCCUCAAGACACCUGUAGACUUAAUGUUUGUCUAAAGAAUCAGACUGACCUAGCAGGCUUAUCCAGUCUUGGGGAUGAGAAUCAAGAUACAGAUUCUCAUCAUUUCACCAGUGACCAGUCCAAAGUCCAGUCAGAUGAUGUUGAAGGUCAACUAAUUGGGGAUCACGAAACUCAGGAGUCAGAAGGUGGAGAAGCUGAUCUACACCAAUAUCUAGUGGGCUGUAAGAAGAAUCCAGGUCAUAGACAGUUUAUAUCUGUUGAUACAUUCACCUUGAAACAUUUACCUAAAGGUCAUCAAGACAAUGAUUUGUAUGAAUACAUCAAACUUAUAGCUGACCUCACAGUUAGAGUAAGUGUUAAAAUGUCAAGUCCAGACAGACCAAAGUUUUGGCCAAAGACAACUCAACCAUAUCCCUUUUCUAACAUGAGUGAGAGAAGAAACUUGAGGACAGGAAGUGGAAGAGUUAGGUAUGUAAACAAGUUUCAAGAUGGAGUCUUACAAGAUGGAGAUUAUGAAGAUACUGCCUACACAGAGUGUUGGUGUAGAAAAUGUGAAGUUUCAGACUCACCCAGCAAUGUGUGGUGGGAGUUUCAAGUGUACACAGCCACACAUGUGGUUUUUGAUGACAUUGAGGCCAAACGCACGACCUUGAGAUUGUUUUAUGAUAGAGAUGGAAGUCCAGUGGUCAUUGUUGAUAAGGUCAGUGUUAAUUAUGUAUUCAUUGAGUAUGACUGGUGUAGGUUAAACUGUGUGACAUGUGAUAAAACUAUAGGAAAUAAACUGAUGGAAAUAUGGAAACAUCUUGAAAUUGUCAGGAAGAAAGUCUAUAACAAAUACUUUGCAUCUAGAUCUCAACACAAGUUGACUUUUAUAGUGUCACAUCCUCAUGGAUGUUCUAAACAGGUUAGUGUUGGUCAAUGGAAGGACAAACUAAAGGUGGGUGAUAACUCUAAAUUUACUUAUACAACUUGUACAUGUCCAGGAAGUAGUGGAGCACAUGUCUACUGUCUGGGGUAUAGUGACCACAGGACUUGGUUUGAUCUUGUCCACAGUGGAAGUAUCAAGCCUGGAUUAAAUUACAGUGGAGUUAGUUUUGUCUAGUGAGUUGUUUCCAUUAUGAGUUGUCCAGCUCCACCAUGAAGAUGUCUUUGAGAACACUUGACAUUCUAAACAUCAAACUCAAAUGUCUCUUUAGUCUUGAGAUAAAUACAUUUAUACUUUGUGAUAAAUAUUUAUAGAUUUGUUUACUAGAAACAUUUUGUUUUGGACUUAAAAAAUAAAAAUCUUCCUAUUGUCUUAAAUCAACUUUUGUUCUAGUUAUGUAAAUAAAAUGUGUAUGCUGUCUUUAAA